GCCGUCUCGACAUCAAAUUCAACGACGAAUUCAACAAGCCCAUGGAAAGAGUUGAGCACUGCUUGUAUCGACGAUCCCUUCUUUCUUCUUUUUAAAAAUAUUUCUUAUAGCAGACGCGAAAAUGUCCUGGCGAGAGACUGAAAAAAUCGCACUCCUAUCGGUAGAAGUGCUUGAUAAUGAGCGAUAAGAAUCGAUAAUCUUUUUUCGUUCUCCGAACGAUAUACUAAGUGGCUCGUUUCGAUGGACCUCUACGAAUAUGACGGAAAUUACGAGCGCUAGGAAAAUAUUAUAUAUAUUUCGAAUGAAAAUAUCUAUCUUUCGAAUGAAAACAAUUUGAACGAGGGAACAUUUUUUCAAUAUUUUUUCACAAUACUAAAGAUUUCGAUAAACUUGGCUUCAAUACAAUGUAUACUCAAACUCGGAUACCCUAUAUAUACGAUCGAAACGAGAUUUGUACUUUUUUUGUCAUUUUCGAAUUAUGAAUUAUGAUAUAUGCAUUAUCAAGAACCGAUAUAUUUUAUAAAUCGUGUUCUAUGCGUACAUAAAAAACCAGGAUUGGCAAAAAGAAAGACAAUAUUAAGGAAUGUAAGUGGCGAUUUUAGACCAGGUGAACUCACGGCUAUUAUGGGAGCAUCGGGCGCUGGAAAAACUACACUCAUGGAUAUCUUGGCAGGUUUUAUUACGUCGUCCUUCGAGGGAAAUGUGAUCGUGAAUGACACCGAAAGGAACCUCGUCAAAUUUAGGCGUUCGUCGGCAUACAUUAUGCAGGACGACAAUAUCCAGCCUCUUUUCACAGUGGAGGAAGCUAUGCUUGUUGCAGCCGAUCUCAAGCUUACCUUGAAGCCUCGCGAAAGAUUGCGCAGGAUCGAGGAAAUUUUGUCUGUGAUGGGAUUGAAAGAAACGCGGUACACUCGCAUUGGUGACCUUAGCGGAGGACAGAAAAAAAGAUUGGCCAUUUCUUUAGAAUUAAUUAAUAAUCCGCCCAUUAUAUUCCUCGACGAGCCGACGAGCGGACUGGACAGCGUCACGUCGAAACAAUGCAUCAGAUUUUUAAAACGAUUAGCAUUAGAAGGACGAACCAUAAUCUGUACGAUACACCAGCCUAGUGCAUCGCUCUUCAAUAUGAUAGAUCAUCUUUAUAUAGUCGCAGAAGGAUAUUGCGUUUACACCGGUGGAACGCGUAAUUUGGUGCCAUAUUUGAGCAGUCUUGGUUUACGUUGUCCAACACAUUACAAUCCUGCGGAUUUUAUAAUAGAAAUAUGUAACGGUGAUUAUGGCGAUUAUCUUUUGAAAUUGGUCGAAACAAUUCAGAAUGGGAAAAGCAAUGCUUGGAGGUCGUCGGAGAACAUAAGUUCGAACAAAGCCAAGGAGAUAAUCGUCACGCACAUGUCAGCUUCCUCGAGAGUGUUAGAACAGAGUAAUAUACGUGUGCCUUCCUUUGAAGUAGAGUACAAACAUACAACGUAUUAUGCGACAGGAUUUUGGAAACAGUUUCAUGUUCUUCUUAGAAGGAAUGCUAUUAAAUUAUUGCGCGACAAGAUAUUGAUCCUCACACGGAUAUCGAUGCAUCUCUUUAUUGCGCUGAUCGUCGGUGCAAUAUUUUUCAGGAUCGGACAAGACGCCACUUACGUCUUAGAUAAUUUUAAUUUACUUUUCUUUAAUCUGAUGUUUCUAAUGUUCAGUGCCUUCAGCUCGACGCUCAUCACACUACCUUUGGAGUUGCCGAUACUUAUGCGAGAACAUUUCAAUCGUUGGUAUAAGCUUCGAUCGUUCUAUCUGGCAAACAAAUUCGCCGAUUUUCCAAUACAACUCACGGCAACGUGCAUAUACACACUAAUAGUAUAUUUCAUGAGCAAUCAAAUUUUGGAAACAAAAAGAUUAAUUCUUUACGUGUUGAUGUGCUUCGUCGUUACCUUGGUAGCUCAAGCGAUCGGUUUCAUCAUCGGUGCAGGAUUAACGGUACAGAACGGAGUGAUCUUUGGACCGCUUAUAAUCCUACCAUUUACAAUAUUCAGCGGAUUUUUUGUACACCUUACUGAUGCACAUCCUUAUCUGCAUUGGUUGUUUCAUAUAUCUUUUCUCAAAUAUGGUUUUGAAGGAACAAUGAUGACAAUUUAUGGGUACGAUAGACCAAAAAUGCAUUGUUCUGAUGUGUAUUGUCAUUUUGCUAUGCCCAAACAACUCAUGGUAGCUGUUGGCAUGAAGCAAGUAGAUUACUGGUUUUGUAUGACCGUACUGAUCAUUUUGUACAUUGCCCUCGAUACAGUCGCAUAUAUUAUACUACGGGUAAGGCUUAGAAAACGUAUAUAAUAAAUUAUAAUAAAUAAUUAAGCAAGACUGAUUACCAACAACUUGAAUUUAAGCAAUCAAACAAUAUGGACGUAAGAAUUAGAUUUAAUGCUUAUAAAAUGCAAUACAAUAUACUUACUUGUAUAAUA
Molecule: messenger RNA, 2438 nt
Organism: Vespula pensylvanica (western yellowjacket)
Lineage: Eukaryota; Metazoa; Arthropoda; Insecta; Hymenoptera; Vespidae
Product: ATP-binding cassette sub-family G member 4-like
Exons: 11
Coding region: 493-2310 (605 amino acids)
Cellular component (GO): plasma membrane
Molecular function (GO): ABC-type transporter activity; ATP binding; ATP hydrolysis activity
Source: RefSeq, a predicted model, not a curated record